AGUGGUGCUGUGGGCGUCGGUGUGGGUCGUUGUCGCUCAGAGUCCAGCAGGACGAGCCCUCAAGUGAGCUUCUCUCGCGCCUUUCACGCUCCGUGCUGACCCCAAAUGCGCAGCUGGACAAGUCGUGCCUCACUUCCUGCGACGUCGUCCGACCUCUUCGAUCCGAUCCGGCGACUGGCGGGACAAGUCGGCGUCUCGAUGAGCGCCAUGCUGUUCGCCCUCGCGCUCGCCGAGUCAUGCGAGAAGCUUAUUGCCGUGCUCAACGAAGCGCGGCAAGCGCAAGUCCAAGUCACGCCUCGAAGCGAGUACGCGCCGUUGCUUACGCACCAAACAAGCUCGUCCUGGGCUGCGACUGCAUCUGCCAGCGUCGCCGCGACGGAGGUGAUUCCGGACACGGCGGAGUGGCAAAGCUCAAGCGUGACGGGGAGCGCAUCGGACGUCGAGGCUGGCCCCACACCACGAUGGCUCCGCUCGAGAACCGCGACAGCAGAGCAGAGCUACUGGCUGAAGCGCUACGCCUCCGUACGCGAUGGUCUUCGACAAGCGAAGUUGAGCGGCAUCCAGCUGGGCGCCGUCGCCAUGCUGCUGUUUCUCUUGCUUUCGCCUCUUCGCUCUACCCGCUCUCUGUCCAUCAAUGAUCCAUCGAUCGCGGUAGCGUGCAUCUCCUCCGUUCCACCGUCCGAGGAUCGGCAAAGCGCACAAGAAGCCCUCCUUCAUGCCUCUCGAGUCCUCUCAUCGCGCGGCGCACAACUCAUCGUCUGGCCCGAAGGCGCGUUGCACGUCCUCGACUCACGCGCAGAAGACGAACUCUGGAGAGCCGCACAGAGCGUAGUGAACAACCACGGCAGUGCUGUCUUGCUCUCCUACCGCCUCGACGGCCCGGAGAGCUCCACCACGCAGAGAAGCACUCUCCUCGCGCGUGACGCGACGCCGUUCGUGCACGACAAGACGCACCUUGUGCCCUUCUUCGAGACCUCCUCUCCCUCUCUGCAUCCCGCCUCCUCCACUUCUCUCCAUCUCGGCUCGACGUCGGUCUCACUCGCCAUUCGCAUCUGCCACGAGAUGGCCUUCCCCUCGAGCCCAGCCCAGGUACUCCUCAUCCCCGCAUCCACGUCCUCGGCGCUUCUCUCUGUGCUGCUCGUCGCUCAAGCGAGAGAAGCCGUGCUUGAAGGUCAAGCUGCGGGCGCACUCAUCUGCGAUGCAUCACCGGCCGCCUUCUCCGGCGUAGUCGACGCCAGCGGCUUCGUCUCACUGCGCCAGAACGACGCGCUGACGAUGCAUCGCAUCACGCUGCCGCGCGGCGACGACACACGCCAUCUCUAUGCCCGCCUAGCUGCGCGCCUCUCAUCGACAGGUGCAGAUCUGGCGAUACUAGGCGCUGCGAUGGCGCUGCUGCUCGCUGCGAGACAUGUGAGGAAGUGCAAGGCACAGCUCGAGCGCUUCGCGCAGGAGUGCUUCACGCAUUGGCUAGCCAUGAGCGGCGGCUUCUGAACGGGCUUUGAAAUGCGAAUUGUGCGUGAGGCGUGAUGAUGUGAGGCAUCCGAGUAGAUGGGUGACUGCGAGGUGGUGGAAGAG
This is a messenger RNA of Tilletiopsis washingtonensis, 1575 nucleotides long. RefSeq lists its product as hypothetical. The transcript has a single exon. The coding region runs from base 106 to 1491 and encodes 461 amino acids. Lineage: Eukaryota; Fungi; Basidiomycota; Exobasidiomycetes; Entylomatales. The record is from RefSeq and is a predicted model, not a curated record.